Cheilinus undulatus (humphead wrasse) is the source of this 1235-nucleotide messenger RNA. RefSeq names its product probable thiopurine S-methyltransferase. The transcript has 9 exons. NCBI's taxonomy places the organism in Eukaryota, Metazoa, Chordata, Actinopteri, Labriformes, Labridae. Bases 206 to 994 code for a protein of 262 amino acids. The record is from RefSeq and is a predicted model, not a curated record. Gene Ontology annotation, molecular function: thiopurine S-methyltransferase activity.
UUCACCGCUUGUGGCGAAUGUAGCCAUUGUCUGACAGACUAAACUCAGGACUUACGUCUUUAUAUGACUCCCUCUCGAUUGUUCGGGCAAACAGUUGCAUUUCACCCAAGUUUCCUCCUGACGUCCUCUACCGCCAAGUUGGUGCUGAGCAAACAUUAGGCUGUCUUCUUUCAGUGAAGGUAGGCUGCUGAUUUAAUCAGCAAACAUGCGGGAUUCUGGUUUCUUCUUUAAAGUGGUGGGGUUGGUUUUAUGCCAGACUGCUGCUAGUUGGUCAAAGGCAAACAAGACAAGCAUGCUGUCAUCACAGGCCAAUCGGGUCAUGGCAGUCGGAGAAUGGGAGGAGCGCUGGCAGGAGGACAGGAUUGGCUUCCAUCAGCCUAAUGUACACAAGAUGCUGGAGGCCCAUGUCGAUAAAGUUGUUGCUGGGCGGACAGGAGUUCGUUUCUUCUUCCCUCUCUGUGGGAAAGCAGUGGAUAUGAAGUGGCUGGCAGACAUGGGCCAUUCAGUGGUGGGGGUGGAGAUAUCUGAAAAGGCAAUUAAACAGUUCUUUGAGGAGAAUAAUAUGACCUACAGUGAGGAAGCAGUCCCUGGAAUACCUGGAGCAAAGGUUUACAAGGGCUCAGAAAGAAAUAUCUCUCUAUAUCAAUGUGACUUAUUCAACUUCUCCAGUGCCAUCGGGGGUCAGUUUGGGGCAAUAUGGGACAGGGGAUCUUUGGUGGCGAUCAGCCCAAAAGACAGAGAAAAGUAUGCUGCUCUCAUAAUUUCCCUCAUGGCCAAAGACUGCAGAUACCUCCUGGACACUCUGCUGUACAAUCCUGAAUUAUAUUCUGGUCCUCCAUUCUUUGUGCCUGAUGAGCAAGUACACAGCCUGUACGGGAGCAGCUGUGAUAUCGAACUCCUGCAGUCGGUAGAUGCCCUGACAGACCGGACCAGGAACUGGGGGCUGGAUUUCCUGACUGAAAAUGUACACCUCAUCACUCUAAAGACCAGUUAAAACUAACUAAUAAGUAAAGGGAACUUGGGAAAGACGUUUUAGGGGGUACGUUUUGCAAACACAUAUUCAAGGCAGUAUUUUAAUGCUUAGACAUUUUAUAUAGUUUCAUUUUGGGGCCUGAAUGGUGGUGUACGUAGGAAAAUGUUCCAGGAAUUUCUGUUGUUAUUUUUCAAACACCCUCUAAAUACUGUAAACUACAAAGAUUUUAAUGCAAGAAAAAUUAAAAACUUGUUUUGAUAAA